UGCUUCGAGACGAUUCAACAACAGAACACGUCAAUUCAAACAGUUCAAAUCAAUCAGUCCUCUAGCAACAAUAAUCAAAGUACGAUUAAUACUGGAUUUGUAUAUCACUUAUUUCAAUAUUAAAUAUACUGUGGUGCUGCGCUGCCGGUAUCGAUAGUUUAGUUUGCAAAGAAUCUUCGCUGAAAGGAACUCCGUAGCUAAGUUAUAUUUAUUUUACGUUUACUGUUUUAAUGUUCUAGUUUACGGUAUCUGCGUGUAUUCUGUAACUAGAACUAGCGGGCUACUAGAAAAACUAAGGUUGAUGAAAAGUAUAUAUUAAAUGGGCAUGAUUUAUUAUAUGUUACUUUAGAAUCCAGCUUACUAUCCUAAAGACGAAUAUUAGCCAAUGUAUGGUCAUCUAAAUUGCACAUCACUCAGCCUUCAUGUUGGCCAAUGUCGAUUCUGUCAGUUAGGCAUCUCAUUCGAUUGAACCAGUGUUGAAGGGUUUUGUGCAGAUGGAAAUUUCGAGUGUAAAUUUCAUUAAUUUAUUUAGACCUAACCAGAGCCUACAGUUGCAUUUUUCGCAGCUGCUCUUGGUUAGGUCUAAAUAAAUAGAUAAACUUUGAUUCAGCUAUGAAGUGAAACCGUGGACAAAUUAUUCGACUCGUCGACGUCGUGUCGUGUCUCUAUGAGGUGUGAUAUCCGCCAAAAUUCAUAUAUUCAAUUAUGCCAUUGGAAAUGCAUUUAUGAAGUUCAGUUAUGCUAUUAUGAUAUUCGAUAUUAUGAUAUUCGAAUUUCAUUCGGCAUGAAACAGUCAUUAUUAGUCGCUGGGGCACUCUGUGCCUCCAGCGACUAUAGGUUUCGGCUUCAUCGCGGAUUGUUGGUCACAAAAUGACCUACGUCAUUUUUUUGUCAAACAUUACGUCAUUACUUUCAGUCGCUGGAUUCAAGAUGGCCGCCUAUUUGGGAGCGUAUUUGGAAAUAAUUUCAUCGAUUUUGUGCAUAUUUUCUUCAUUUUUUCGAUGAAACUUAAUAGUUUUCCCAUCAGCCAGACUCUAUAAACCGAAAGUCAUCUUAUAUGAGUAAACUUGGAAGGCUGGAAGCCUGAAAUAGACGACAAAAGUUCACAAUUUUCACAAAGUUGGAACUUCGUAAAUUGCAACAAUAAUAUUCGCAAGUUGCUGUUUAUUUGGAUGUAAAUAGAAUCUGCUUAAUGGGACAAGGGUUUAAUAGAACUUCUUGCCUUGCUGGCAAAUUAUAUUUUAAAAGCUCUCAGGACAGCUGUUAUCUCACAAUAGGUAUUGUACAAUUCAAACACACAGAACAUAUUAAUUUGUAUAAUAGAUAAAUUUGGCAAAGUUAGUUACAUUGUUGCUAUGCAAUUCACAAUUUUAAAUAUUCAUGCCUAGUUAGUGUUCUACAGUAGUUCACACAUAGAAUAGAACAGAGGUAACUAAGCAUUUGAUAAGCCCUAUACACUAUAAAAGUCAUUCAUUCAUUCAUUCAUUCAUUCAUGUAGCUAGAUAAUUCUAAAGCUUAGUUAUCUUUGCUCUACUCUAUGCUUCAGUACACCAGAACAAUGAUACUUAAGGCUGCAUUCCAGUUACGCGUUUUUCAUACGUGCGUACACGCACGUAAAAGUUGAAUUUGCUUAAAAUUUCAUAUAAGUGCAAAUAACCUUAACAAAUAUACAUUAAAUCAUACACAAAACUGAAUGCUGUCAUUUUAUAAAUUUGGUUAUUUCAUAAGUAGGAUGUAAAGCGAAUUCAACUUUUACGUGCGUGUACGCACAUAUGAAAAAUGCGUAACUGGAAUGCAGCCUUAAGGCAUGGGACUUAUGUAAAGUUGUGAAUUGGAUAUAACCAAACUUAGACAAAUUUGUUUAUUGUCUAUAGUCCGGGGACUUGUUUGAUGAACUUUGUUUUAAUUUUUCCUUGAAUCCCAUUUUUGACAAAAACAAUUUUAUUAUAUGAACACAUAAACUUAAGGUGGUCUUCCACCCAAAUUUUCCAAUAUUUGUUAUUUUUUAGAAAAACGUAAAAAUGUAUUCUUUAUAGCGUUCUUUAUAAAAUCCGUGUAAUUUUAAGAACGAAAAUGUACCGUAAACCAGAGAAAUCCAGCAAAUUCUACACCUUCGUAGGGUAAAACCACGAUUUUACCCGGAGCGAUAAAGAUAUGCGAUUGCUUUAGUCUAUUGUUCCAUUUUCAAUUAUAUUGUUCUAACUAAGUUAUUCUAAUAUAUGCAAAAACUUUAAAAUCGCUUGUCUCACAUGAGCAUUUUGCGAAAUACUAAAAACUCUCCUACUGUUCAUACUGAAUCAAUUCGUUCGAAAUUUUCAGAGUUUAUUUGCUUGUUACAUAGCCAUGUCAUGGACCUAAAAAACUUCAUAUAUCAGCAAUAUACAUUGCAAGAGUAGCCUUAUAAGAACUCCUUUCUUCAUAUAUCUUUAAAAAAGUAAAAUAUGAAGGCCUUAUUAUAUUACUUGUAUAUUUUUUUAGGUUCAUGACAUAGAUCGAUAUAUUAAGUGUCCAUUAAAGCUGUUUCUAAAAUCCUUGGUAAAUUAGUUUGGCUCACAUCAUUUUUGGAGCAAGCCCUAUAUUUUACCCAAUAGCGAGGCCUAUCUUAGUUACUAUGGCAACGACGAAUGUAAAAGUUACUGAUCCUGUGUCAGCUGAGGAUAUUCUAUCAUAUUUGACUCAAAUGUGAUGAUAAAACCUUUAAUUUGAAAAAAAUGUGUUUAGGGUGGAAGACCCCCUUAACAAACAAAUAGCAGUCUUAAUCUCAAUCACAUGCAGCGUAAUAUGCAAUAGCCCCAGCGACUAACGCUCAAUAGAGCGUCUUGUUGAAAUUUCAUUCGGCGUGAAACAGUCAUUAUUGAAAUAGUCAUUCGGCAUGGCACUCAGAAACCAAAACUCGACUUCCGAUUUAGCGGGAAAAGCACGCGGGGAGUUGCAAUUUCAACAUGGCGAAGGCGAAGGCAAAUUAAGUCAACAGCGUUGCAAGAAGUUACAGGAUUGAUCAGGAAAUAUCCUGGAUCAUCAAAUGAUGCUUCUUCAGCACAAGUUGCGAGUCCAAAUGUAAUUUCUCAAAGCGAAUCGCAUGCUACUACGUACAUCAUCUGGCAAGCACUGCCGUCAAUACAUCAAAUCCAGAAAGAGUGUUGGGGAAUUUUAGAAAUCUUUGUGCGCCGUAAUGGGCAUAGUGGUCGCCGAUGUCUAAGUUCCUCAACACAGUUGUUUCCAAUACGUCUACAACACUUAUAUUUCUGUCUUGUUGACUUCGCCUUCGGUCAUGGUGGAAUUACAAUUUCCCGCUAAACCGGAAGUCGAGUUUUGGUUUCUGAGUGCCAUGCCGAACCGGAAGUCGAAUUUUGGUUUCUGAGUGCCAUGCCGAAUGACUGUUUCACGCCGAAUGAAAUUUCAAUAAUGACUGUUUCACGCCGAAUGAAAUUCGAAUAACAUAAUAUCGAAUAUCAUAAUAGCAUAACUGAACUUCAUGAUGCAAUUUCCAAUUGCAUAAUUGAAUAUAUGAAUUUUGGCGGAUAUCACACCUCAUAUGUCUCCGAGUCUCCACUCGACUAGUCAAAUGUCGGUUUCGACUAGUCGAGUAUCCCGUUUCGACUCGUCGUGUCGACUGUUGACGCGCCGUGUCGAGCCUUUGCUUCAACUCGUCGUGUCCCUCUUCGAGUCCCUCUUCGAGUCCCUCUUCGAGUCCCUCUUCGAGUCCCUCUUCGUGUCCCUCUUCGUGCUGAUUUUGACCGCGGCUGAUUUUGACGGCGUAUUGUAAAAUGGAUGAUGAAUUUAAAUUAUAAUUCCCUGAAAUGCUGCCCGCGCUUAUAAUUCCCUGAAAUGAAAUACUGAAACCUCGAGGUCUGAAUUCGUAUACAGAUAUUAGGGGCCGUUCAUUUUUUAUCAGGAGAAGGGGGCUGGUGGUUUUGGGCGCUUUCAUUAAUAAUUUCGUCUCGACCCCCCAACAGAUGCAGGAAAAUUCCUGUGGCCACCUUUCUACUCCAGUAUUUUUUCCCGUGAUCUCCAGGGCCGCCGAGAGGGGGUGGAGCAGUGGAAUUGCCCCGGGCCCCGAGGUGCUGGGGGGCCCCUGGGAAUUUUUUUGUUGGGCCCCAGUCAUUUUUGUGGGUUAAAUAUUUCCGCGCAAAGGACAAGAUUUGGGCUAUGUAUCGAAAUUUGGUAUGAAAAGUUGAAAUAAAGUCCCUGGAAAGCAAUUGCAACGUACUCGUCCGGGGGGAGGUUGUUGUCCAAAAAAAUAUUUUCCGGAAAAAAUUUUUAAAUAGUGGCCCGAAAAAAAAAUUUGCACUGGGCCCCCGCCAACCUUUCGGUGGCCAUGGUGAUCUCCCUACAUAAAUAACCUGGGUAUAGUCUUGGAACAUUUGGUCAUGGUAGGCCCUACCCAACCAUCACAAGAUAAGCAAUCGUAAAGCAAAAUAUUUCAUUUUAUAAUAGGACAAAACUUCAUCUUCAUUGUCUUUUUGGCUGUUUAAUAAAGUUACCGGAAGUGACAAUUUUGUGCAUAUUUGCAAAACUGAAACAAAAGAAAACUGAUUUGCAUUGCCUUAAUACUCAAUGCAGCCACGUCCAGUAACUUUUAAUCAACAGCCAUUCAGAUGAAGCUUUUUUCUAAGAAAAUAAAUUGCGUUUUAGAAAAUAAAUUGCGUUCAUGUGUACUUUAAAUUUAAAUUGACUACUGAUGCAUGUACUAAAACUUUGCUUUAAGUUUUUAUAAAUGAAAGAGUAUGAAAGUUGAUUACUUUGAUUUUUAUGUAUUAUGUAUUCAUUGAUGCUUUGGUGGCCCCCUUAAAAUUUUCCUGAGAUGACCCCCCUCUCACAUCGCUAUUUUUUCUGGUGGCCCCCUGCAAAAACCACCAGCCCCCUCCUGAUAAAAAUGAACGGUCCCUUACUUGCUCUUUAAUAGUUGUCUUUUUAGUUCUAAACAAAAAUGGAUGAGCUUAAAAACAUUUUAAAGACAGCAUUUAUAAGCACUCUUGAAGAAGUAACAUCGAGUCAUCAACAAAUACACCUAAAAGGGAACGAAAGGUCCGAAACAUCGCCAAUAACUCGUGAACCAGCUCAGAGGUUACUGUCACGAACUAGACAUCGUCAUCGCCCGCAUUGGUUGGUAGUACACCACGAAGAACACAGUCUUUGCUAACAUCGCCAACUCUACCAGCUGUUUUGCCUGUUGCCCAGGCCGAGGCAAAUUUCAGGUAUUGUAUAGUAUAUAGAAACGUUUACUAGAACAUACCGUACGAAUAUUAGAAUAUAUAGUCAAUAUAAGCUUGUACCAAAAAUUUUUAGAACCACUAAGUAUUUAACAAAAUACAAAACAAGUGUAACUCCAAAGAUCGAUAACAUUUUUAUAUUUAUCGACGUUUCCACUGACUGAAAUAUAGUCGAAACGUUGAUAAAUAUAAAAAUGUUAUCGAUUGGAUUUACAUUUGUUUUGCAUAAGCUUAUCAAUAAAUCGGAGAUUCACGGUAUGUUCUAACGAUACCUGAAAUUUGCCUCGGACUGAGCAACAGGCAAAGCAGCUGAUAAUAGAGUUGGCGAUGUUAGCAAAGAUUGUGUUCUUUGUGGGUUAGUCAAUUUAUCCCGGGCGUUCUGUAACCCCCGUCCGCGAUCAUAUCAGAUCAUGUCAGCGGCUCAGCAUUUAGCAUUAAUUAAUACAAUUCGAAUUCGCACGCCGAUUAUUAAUUAGUAAAUAUAUUAUUUUAAUUGAAUAUAAUACACUUAAAAAACAGUGACCCUAACUCUAAUCUAACCAAAAGGUAUUGUAUAAAGGCAAUCUUAGGAAAAAUCGUAAAGAAAAAAAUAUGAGAACGAAAAACAAAACAUUGGCUAUUGCAGGAAUCGAACCACCAAUUAGCAGCAUGUUAGAUCGCACGCAACGCCCUAAACAAACACGCCACCGGCACUUGUUGAAGUACAAAUGCAGAAAAUCUAAAUAUGAAUAAAACGAUCCGCUCACAUUUAGUAUAAAAUAUUGUGAUGGUAUGGCAUGGCAUUUAUUGUUUUUCUAGACACGUUAAGGACCUCUAAUUUCAGAGAGGUUAGUUUGUGAAUUUUCUCAGAGGAUGUAUUAAUUUGCAUGUACAUGGGAAUGUAUUUUUAGACAAAAUAAACUAGUAUAAACCAGUCAUAUUUGUUCUUUGGUGGUAAAUAUUUCCACUUUCCAAAGUUGUAAAAUUCCCUUGGAAUUUUGAGUAAAACCUUCGAACUUCGGGCGAUGUUAUUUAAGUAAUUUACUAGAUGCCGCUGACAUGAUCUGAUAUGAUCGCGGACGGGGGUCACAGAACACCAGGGAUAAAUUGACUACCUCUUCGUGGUGUCCUACCAACCAAUGGCGAUGUUCUAGUUCGUGGUGUACUUACCAGUGACACUGUGACAGUAGCUUCUGAGUUGGCCGUUAUUGACGGAUAUUUCGGUCCUUUUAGGUGUAUUUGUCGAUGUUAUCUCUUCAACAGUUCUUAAUGCUGUCCUUAAAAUGUUUUUAGCUCAUCUAUUUUUGUUUAGAACUAAAAAGACAACUAUUAAAUAAUAUCUGUAUACGAAUUCAGACCUCGAGGUUUUAGUAUUUCAUUUCAGGGUAUAAGAGCGGGAAAAUGUGAGUGCUUUCACUUAAAUCCAUCAUCCAUUUUACAAUACGCCAAAAGUCGACGAGUCGAUCACGCUGUCAAAAUCAGCAUGCACGACGACUCGAAGAGGGACACGACGAGUCGAAGCAAAGGCUCGACCCGACUCGGCGCGUCAACAGUUGAGGUGUCGAGACACGACGAGUCGACACGACGAAUCGAAACGGGAUAGUCAAUUAGUCGAAACCGACAUUUGACGAGUCGAACCCGACAUUCGACUAGUCGAAUCGAGACUCGGAGACACGACACGACGAGUCGAAUAUUUUGUCCGCGAUUUCAUUUCAUACGUAUGGAAUAACACAUAAGAAAACUAUUAAGUCUAAGGUCCUCUAAAUUUAUUCCUGCUUACCAUUUACCAAAACGUCUCCUUGGCUUAGGGGACAAAUAUUAUAUGAUAUGUUCUCUACUUCGCUUGUGACAGACCUUGUUUGCCGAGAUGAAUAUGAUAUGAUGAGCACUGAAAAAGCUUGUAAAUUUCCAAUGCCCAUUGUCCAAAAUUUUCUAUUCAAGACAAACGUCCAUGCAACACUACUCAGUUAGCAAAAUAUUGUACGAAAUGCCUGUUAUAUAUAUUUAUCUCCGAGCCAGCGCCGUUCCGGGCGAAAUCCCGGGGCGAGGGUACUAAUUCCGCACGGCUAUUUACACCUGGGAAAAGGAAGGCUAUGUGGGGUAGUGGGCAGUGGGUGGUCAUCUCACUGAUCUAAAAAUAUGGCCAAGAGUAGAAUGAGUCAACUACCGGUUGAAAAGAAUAAAAAUAUAUGGGAAAGUCGUUUCAUACAAUGAGCUGUAAAGCGAUUUUUAAAAUUUUACUUUAAAGAAAUAACAAGAACAGACAUAAGAUGGGAAAUGAUGAAAUAUAAGGCUUUCCAUUUGCCUCUUAAAUUGCCCUAAUUUAUAUUAAAAAAGCUUAAUAUAGAAUUAAAACUCAAUUAUUUCCAAGAGCGAACUGUAUGAUUGAACUAAUUUCGUGGCAACUAAUAAACAUAGGUCCGCUGUGGCGUACAUGCAUCUACUGAAUAGUAGCACCAGGAAAUAAAAGGGAGCAGAUUAACUGAUCAAAAGAUAUACGCGAUGUUUGAGUCAUCAAAUUUUAAAUGCUUUCAGUUCUUGCUUUGUUUACACUUUGCCUUGUUUAUACUUUGUUUACACUUUGUUUAUACACUUUCUUGUGGAUGAUACAGUGUAUACUCUCACUCGGAAGCCAGGUGUUAUAAAUAUUGAUGAAAAGAUACGAUUUACAUUUACGCAAAUAUUACCCUCCUCCCUAGUAAUCGGCAUCCACGUGGCUCCAUCGUGACCAGCAUUCAAAAGGGUCUUUUUUAAUCUUUAAUUAAAAUUCUUUACACACGGUAGCCUAUUCAGUGGAUAAUUAUUUACAAAACUGGUUUUCAAAGGGCCGUGUAUCCGUCAAUACACUAAGCUAUGAAAUACAAAAUAUAGAGAGACAAAUAAAUAAAGACUAUUUACAAAAUAUCAGUAUUAUCAGCAUCAAUUUUAUACCUAAUUAUAUAAUCGCCGUUUAAACGAUAAGAUUGAUAGUUCAUUGUGAUUUUCGAUGGUUUCACUUGAAAGUUCGUUCCAUGAUUUCGCAGCUCUAUACGAGAAGCUCCUUUUGAGGAGAUUUGUCUUAGGUUUGGGAAGCGCCAAUUCAGUUUGAUUACUUCUUAGAUUGUAAUUGUUGUUUUGGCAUCUUGUAAACAGUUUUUCAAGAUAUUGAGGUAAUCGACCAGUUAAUGCUUUGAAUGUCAUUAUUACUUCUCGUUUUUUUUAAAGUUCCUCAAUUCGAAGCUAAUUAAGAUUAUUUAGUAUUUGUGUGGAACGAACAUCGUACGUGUCCCCAGUUAUCACACGCGCAGCUCUCUUUUGUAAUUUAAAUAAUUUAUCAAUUAUCAAGCAAGACCCAUCGUUCCAGAUUGUUGAACAGUAAUUUUUUCCUUAAUAACAUUUAAGAAAGACAUUAUUAGAAACGAAGCUAAGGAAGGGAAAUCACCACAAGUAACCCAGAAAGGUCCUAAGCUCCGAGUCAGAUUUGAAUCCACAACCCACGACCAUGCAGGUUCGACCCUCCACGUGGUGGACGGAUGCUCUAACGACUGAGCUUUUAGAGAGUCUGUGUUGAGCAUGAAGGGUGAUGUGGAUUUUGAUCUACCAAGACCACAUGGCCUCUUGCAUGCUCGCCAUAGAGUCUGCGAUAGCUCAAUGGUUAGAGCAUCCACUCACUAGAACGUGGAGUGUCGUUUCACAUGAAGGGGACUAUAAAAAGUAUUAAAGGGGGCUAUGCGACGUAUUUGGUGCCGAAGACAGCACACAAUACUUAACAUUCAUAUUGCGUUUUCUUGUGUCCUGUCUCUUUGGCCGAGUUAUGUAUAGCCGAGAUUUCGAUUUGUGUCUGUCUGUAAAAAUGUCGUAAUUCCGGGGAAAUAAUUAAGGCUUCGGGAAGUUUUUUAAACGAUGGUGGCAGUCACACUUUAUUUUGUAUUGCACACGCAUGAUUCUUCUCAGGAUUUCAGUUACUGUACGAGCUUAUUUACAUGCAGUGUGUACAUGUCGGAUUUUCACGAUGCAAACGAUCGACAAUAUUUUCAAUAAUUAAGGUAAGGAUGGCUUUAAAGAAUGGUCAUUAUUUAUGGGGAGGGGGGUUAGUAAAUGGGGAAAAUAAGGAUUGAAAACUUUUUUGACCCCCUCCCCCCUCAGACUGAAGGCAAACUUUUUGUACCCCCGCCCCCUCAUGAAAAUAGAAACUUUUCUGCUCCCCCCCAUUGUGGAUUGAAAAAUUAACAGCAAUGAACUGACAGGUGUGCAUUACAGGUAAAGUUAGAUAUUAGGACAAUCUGUUUAAUCUAGCUCAUGAUGUUUUACUCUGGUGAAUAUGAUUCAACCAUAUAUGAUUAAAAAAUAUAUAUUAUGAUAAAUAUUAAUGCCCAGCAUAAAAUACGUAAAAGAGCCAUAAAAAAUAUAGUUUAAAAUAUUUAUUUUUGUUAUAGCUCUUUUACGUAUUUUAUGCUGGGCAUUAAGAUUACGAUUUCCGCCUGGUUCAUCUAUCGCAAAUAUAUAUAUUAUGUGUUACUAUCUUGCAAUGUAACAUUUGUCCUACCCUAACCCUAACCUAACCUUCUUCUUUCUGGUAAUAUACAUGAAGGCAUUUAUAUUUAGAUCUGCUGUUUAGUGUUCGAUAUAGAGGUAUUGAAAUAAUAUGAUUUCAUGAAUUUAUCGGCUGUUUUAAUAGCCCACUGAUCGUCUUUAUAUUUAAUAAUAUUUAUACAAGGAGUCAAAAUGUACUUUUAGUAUAUUAGCGAUGUGCCAAGGCGAUGAGUUUAUAGUGUUCAUUCUAGAUGUUUAUAGCAAUGGCACAUUGCAAUUUUAAACCAGCACCACCCGCCCCCCCCCCCAUAUUGAGGACAUCCAUUUUUUGGUCCCCCUCCUUUGGAAUUUCCGCAGAUUUUUAGUGAUUUUUUGCCUGACUGGCCUGUGGAAUUUUCCCAACUUUUUUUUAACUGCUAACCCAUCCCAUGGAAAUUCCUUGACAAUUUCUGACCUAGUUAGUGGAAUUUCCCUAUUUAGUAUUUCUUGAUUAGUAGCUAUGCGCAUGCCUUGUUUUAGUCACUUUUUAUAUCUACCCUGUGGAAUUUCCACAGAUUUGCCUUACAAAGUGGACCCUCCCAUGGAAAUUCCUUCAUUUUUUAUUCACUUGUCCUCCAUAGGGGGGGGGGAGUUGGUUUAAAAAUACAAUGUGCCAAUUAAAUGUGCUUUCAGCACGCUUCAAAAAUGCUGUGUAUGCACGUCUUAAUAAUAGCAACCCAGCAGUUACAUGUAAUAGCAUGUCAACAGACGUUUGUACAAGGUAUGACGGUCUGUAAAAAGUAUAUAUCUCUGAGAUCUGUCCAUUGUUAGUAUAAUAUUAAAUAAUCCCAUGCAGUGUCACUACAUUUCAGGGUAUACUAUAUUUUUCGAUAAUGCUCACAAUUUAUUUCUUAUUACAUAGUUUUGCAGUUCUGACUGAGUACAAUCUUACUCAUUACAUAUGAAUGGUGUCAUCUGAAGCUGAUAAAAUAAAUUUUGUCUCCCUAUCAGCAGAUUGUCCACUUGUUCUGCGAUUGGGGUAGCCUUGAAGGUGCCGUUAAAACGAUAAUUGGGACAAAAACCGACUUAGUAUUUCUACUUAUAUGAAGUUGUUAUUAAAUUCUAUAUGUCCAAUGCUUCAUUAUUGUUUAUAUAUAGGAUACUGUACAGUAUUCAGUGGCAAGCUAGCCAUGGCAACUUGUCAUGCUAUGCUAAUAAAACCUACAUCUAUUCGAAUAAUGCGAACAUUUAAAAACUAAUUGCAUGGCAUGACCUGUUGCUAUGGCUAGCUUCACCAGUAUUAUAAUUAAUAUUAUACAUACAAAAGCAAGAAAUUAUAAGCAUUGAAGGUAUUCAUAUAAAACCACCCAUGUCAAGAAAGUAGAAUUAGAAUAUUUAGCUCACCUUCGACUUUGUGCAAGGUGUUUGAUGUUCAAAUUGCACUUUUCCUACAUGCUGAACAGGUGUCUUAGGGGCUAUUUGCAUGAUGGAAGGUGGGAUGAUUUUGUUGUAUUGAAAUAAGUCACCAGAGUAAAGGAAAGUUCAAAUGCUGGUUAAUAGAACUCAAAUGUUGUAGAGAAAAUCUUGUGGUUCAAGAAGAUUAUUAUUGCUGCUUGAACAACCUUUCGUUUAUACAAUCUAUCCCUAGAAAAUAAUGAAGUUUUUGGCUGAAUCGUGCGCCGUGAAUUAUUUCAAUACAUCGAAAUUAUCCCGCCUCAUAUCUCGUCCUGGCAAAGCGGGAUCAUAUAAACAGCCCCUUAUUCAGCAAAUUGCGCAUGCUGCCUUUGAUCCCUUGGGGGUGAGGCAGCACUUACGUUGAGAUAGUAACUUCUAGUAUAACGAAUAAACAUUAAUUUUACCUAUUUAUUUGCUAUCUUAUCUAUGGCCGGCUAUCUGAUCUAUAAGCUAAAUAUUUUCUCAAUUUCAGCUAUAGAUUUGUAUAAUUUAGAUACGCGGAAUUUGUCUGUUAAAUUAUCCGAUCAGAUAUAUAAAAAUAAAAAGUUAAUACGUUAUCUUGUUAUCAAAGUCCUUACUUUUCUGAUAACAACUAUUCAAAACAGAUGAGGUAGUGCAUUUCAACAAAUAUUUAGAAGAAAACUUUAUUAACAGUUCUAAAUAAAAAAGAGUGAUAAAGAAUCUUAUAUUUCAAAUUAUAACGAAAUCUCAACAGAGAACCCUUACUGUUUGCUAGUCAAGCACAGUAAAGUGCAGGAGAAACAACCUACCUUCUUGCCCCACCGUUCCUGCAGCCCCACACAAGACGCAUGCAAUAUUUAAAAUCAAAACAAGGCAAAAAAACUCUUUCCCUCCCCCAUGCUCCAAUAUUGGCAAAGAUCAAGAGAGGCCGCAGUCGCUCUUUUUGCCCCACAGUUCCAGCGCCCUUGAUUAAUUAACCUUGAUUAACGGCGAUUGCUAUGACAAGAUAUUUGAAACAGGCUUUUGCGGUAAUUUGAGUAUUAAAUAAUAGAUAGAUCAUAGAUCGUCGAGCAUAUAUACUGCAUGUAUAGCUAUACUCUGCAUGCAUGCACUUAAACAUGAAAUGCGUAUAUUAUAGUUUAGUCUUCGCGUUCUGACAUGGUACUUUACGCAAUACUGUUAUAAAUGAGGCUUUAUGUAUCUCAUUAUACAGGAACCUCCUGCGCGAUAGGCCAUACGAUUGAUACGAGCCACAUGUGAUAUUGAAAACAAUUGAAAAUCGCGAGACUAUAAAGUAUUAUAUCUUUAGUGUCCUUGACCUAAUACUUAUGUCUCAUGACCCGCUACGUUUGACAACCCAAACUAUUUUAUAAAGUAUACUAUACAGUAUUAAUAUUAUCAGUAGCGUAGCCAGCCCGACGAUUUAAUCCCGCUAUGCACAUAUUUUCGUGUUCAUUGAAACAAUCAAUUUCUGAAGAAAUGAAUAAUGUUAGUAAUUUUGAAUUUGCAUAGCGGGACUAAAUUAUCGGGCUGGCUAUACGCCACUGAAUAUUAUGUAAGUGCGUUGGUAUUAAAUAUAUUCAAACUCUUAUUGAAUAUUGUUCUUUACUCGUCCUUAUACUUAAUCAUGAAAGGUUUUGAAAUUGAAUGACGUCAUAAUAGUUUUGCCCUCGGAAGUACUUCGCUUGAGUAUACCAAGUAAAAAAAUUACACGGUAUAAUCAGCAAAAUAUUGGUGCGUAUAUAUUCAUUUAACAUACAGACCAAUAUUCAUUUCAGAAACAAAGCAGUGACAAUAUGGGUGAGUGUAUCUUUGAAAACGCUGGCAACUUCACGUUGGAUUCCUAUCAAACCUUGAAGAAAAAACUUCCAGGAGCGUUCGGUAAAAGUACAGGACUGAAUCAAGAAUUCUUUGGUACGCAUAGUAAUAAUUACUUUAUUCAUUCAGAACUCGAUCAUUUUGAUCAAAUAUUACAAAAACAUUAUGAAGAGCCAACUGCAAAUGAAACUAUAGGCUACUCAGCGUUGGAUCAAGAUUUAUCAGGCCUUAAAGGGGACAAGAAGUCACAGUUAAACCUACGUCAAGUUUCUUGUCAGUUACUUCAGAAACUACAAGAGAAGAGAGUAAAUUUAGUACUUGUGGCAACUUCACUUGAUGAAAAUGACGUUGUUCAGAAGCUCAAAGGUAGCUUGGAUCCUGAAACAUAUAGCAUGAUACCUCUCUCGUUUGAUGAAAACAACAACACUGUCAACAACCAAGCAGUGAAUUCUGGCUCGGAGCUAGCGUCAAUAAAGCGUGAAAGUAACACGGACUACGCAAAGGCUAACCCCAAAGUACCCAACGAAUCUAAAAACUUAUGUUCAAAGAAAACAACUGCACAGCAAAAAGAUGAAAAAUAUUGGAAGCGAAGAACUAGUAAUAACGAAGCAGCAAGAAGAUCGCGGGAAGCAAAGAGAGCACACUUUAUUUGGAUUCAAAACAGAACGAAGGAACUUGAAGAUGAAAAUGCGAACUUACAUAAAGAACUUAAAAAUUUGGAACAGAAAAUGUUAGAACGAGAAAAAAAAGUUGGAGAAUAGUUAUUGCAGCCACAAUUUUGUGUGAAAAUUUCCAGGUCAUUUAUACUGUUAAUAAACUCUCCUUUAUUCCUAAAUAGUUUAACACUUAAUUGUACUGAUAAAACAUUAAAAUAUGUAGAUGUUUAUCUAUCUUAUGAGUUAUGUCG
Messenger RNA from Paramuricea clavata, 13824 nucleotides. Lineage: Eukaryota; Metazoa; Cnidaria; Anthozoa; Malacalcyonacea; Plexauridae. The record is from the annotation of a GenBank genome assembly.